This is a messenger RNA of Morus notabilis, 1486 nucleotides long. Its product is annotated as E3 ubiquitin ligase BIG BROTHER. The record is from RefSeq and is a predicted model, not a curated record. Lineage: Eukaryota; Viridiplantae; Streptophyta; Magnoliopsida; Rosales; Moraceae. The coding region runs from base 297 to 1043 and encodes 248 amino acids. Gene Ontology annotation, biological process: protein ubiquitination; negative regulation of organ growth. Gene Ontology annotation, molecular function: ubiquitin conjugating enzyme binding; ubiquitin-protein transferase activity. The transcript has 9 exons.
UGUUUUCUUUAUAUUGCUCUGAUCCGUCAAGAGCUUUGCUCUCUCCGUAUCUCGCAUUUUCCCGAGAAAAUUUGGUUCUCAAACUGCAGCAGACCAGAUUUUCUCGGCGUGGCGGUUUUCUCUUCUAGUUCUUUUUUCUCUUUCUCGUAUAUUGAUGGAUGUUGGAUAUCGGCAUUCUGUAAUGAGGAAUUGCAGAAAAACACAGAGCCGAUCGGCGUUUUCUCCUGUUUGAUUUUGUUUUUGUUCAGUCCUUUUGGAGACGUGAAUUUGUCGAUAGAUCAGUUUAGUCGUUAAAAAUGAGUUGGAACCCACACAUGGAGGUUCAUUACGUUAAUACUAGUUAUCCUUACAGCUCAGCGGGUAGCUUUAUGGAAUAUUUUGAAGGCCUUACGUAUGAGCAUGUGAAUUUCAUUUUUUCUGGUGCUUCACAUGCUCAGGAUAGUGUGUAUCCUUCCCCAAGUACUAGUUUUUACAAGUUUGGGUUAUCUGAACCCGGGAGCGGUUUGUAUUAUGAUGUCCCACACACUUAUGGGGUGCAUGAUUUCGAGCUGCGAAAUGAUGAGUACAGAAGGCCCUCAGAGAACUCUUCAACAAUGACCAAUGACCAGUCUGCGGCAGCAAAUUCAGAGUGGGAAGGAAAUGCAAAUAUUAAUACACGUGGCAAUCCUGUAGAAUGUCCAAGGAGACAUCACAGUUCUCAUGAUUAUCAGGUCAUUUGGCAAGAUAAUAUUGAUCCUGAUAAUAUGACUUACGAGGAAUUACUCGAGUUGGGUGAGGCAGUUGGAACUCAAAGUCGAGGUCUUUCGCAAGAGAUGAUUGCUUUGCUUCCAGUCUCAAAAUACAAGUGUAGCUUCUUCUCGAGAAAGAAGUCACGAAAUGAGAGAUGUGUGAUUUGCCAGAUGGAAUAUAAACGAGGUGACCGCCGAAUCACUUUACCAUGCAAGCACGUCUACCAUGCUGGUUGUGGCACCAGAUGGCUUAGCAUCAACAAGGCCUGCCCCAUAUGCUACAAAGAGGUGUUUGGUGCGGCGUCAAAACAAUAGGAAACACUGACUGAUAAGCACGAAGGAAGAGAACAUUUGUUUUUCUCUGUUCCUCGAGUUUGGGGUAUCUUUCUUCCAUAUACGAAUGAUGUUUGUUUCAGGUUUCCACUUUUUUCUUUUCCCCCAACUAGUCUUCCACUUUCUUUAGAAUCAUUUGAUUAGCUUUUGUAAUAAAUCAAAUAUUAUGAACUUGAUACGAAAAGGCUGUACCAGAAGUCUAGGAACUAUGCUUUCAGUUUGCAUGCUUCAUCUUAUCCCGUCCGUCUUCCCUCCCUCCCCCGAUUUUCAUUUUAGUAUUUCAUUUUUGAUGUACAGCUAUAACUGUUAAAAUGGUUGUCAAAAAAAUUGGGUUUUCUUUUCUUUUUCGUUUUCCCCUUGACGAGUUCUGGAACAAUUGUUAUACGUGGAUUGUAGAUUGCUAUAGAUAUUGUACUGAUGGAUAA